GUAUGAUUGACAUUUGCAACCUUGAUUUUAUAUCUAAUUCAUAAUAUCUAUAAUUAUUUCUCAUGAUUCUUUUGUUUUUAUCACCUGGUCUCAGUAACCAUUUGUAGUGGAUUUUAGAGGAUUCUUGUAGUUGCAACUUUACAAUUUACUUUUGUUACAUUUCAUUGAUUUCUUGAUAUACUGUGUAUAAUGUUCAGUCACCUAUUAUACUGAUUUGUAGUAUUCUAGGUUUAAUCAUUUUAAUCAAAUCAAUCGUUUGUUUGAUGAAGUACACUAAACUUGUUAAUGUAGGUUAUAUAUUUUUAUCGUAGAAGUGAUCAUGCGAAAGUGCUUUUAUUUUUUGUCUUCCGACUAACUUUCAAUUUUUCAGUGUUAGUUACAGUUCAAUAACCAGUAUUAUUGUAGGAUUAAUUCGUGAUUGGAUGAUACUAAACUGGAAGAAUGACACGAAAUCACUUGGAAUGUGCAGUUAAACCGUGAAUAUGUACAGGAAACUCUUCGACUAAUCUCUUACAGGUCGUGCAUAUUAACUAUCGUGUUUUACGUCUUACAUCUUUUGUAACACAGUCUCUUUAUGCUCAUCUACAGAAACAACAGAAAGUAAUUUAAAUUCAGAUGAUGAACAACUUGAAUUUCAUAACAAUAUAUAUCCAAAUUUGAUUGGUCUACCUGGAUGCUUACAAACUGUAUUACAUUCAUUAGCUUCUAUGGUUAUGCCUACUAGACAUUUUAUUAGUAUGAAUACAACAACUAAUGAAAUCAAGUCAUCGAAUUUAACAAGAUUAUCUUCAUUAAAUGAGAAUUUUAAAAUUUAUCACUUAAAAUGUCAUCACACUGAUGGAAGUGCAUAUAAUACAGAUGUAAACUAUUCAAGUUGUACUGAGUCUUCAAGUAUAUUAGAUGAUGUUUCAAAUGGUUAUUACUCAGAUAAUUAUCUUAUUGAAGCAGCUAAAAAACUGAAGAAGUCUCAUAUGAUAAAUAAUCAUUGGCCAACUGUAAAAUAUAAUCAGCAUCAAUCUAGUCAAAUCUCUUUACUUUCAGGUAAAUGUAUUUCCACAUACAUUUUAAUAUUGUCUUUCUUAAAAUUUCGAUCGACUAUUAUGGGAUAUUUAUUAAUUUGUAAUAGUUUUUUUUAAACUAACCUUAUCAUGAUCAUUAACGUCAUGGUUAAUUUAUAGAAUUUCAACUUAAGAUUUUACAUUCUAGUGUGCUCAUGUUUUAUCAGUAAUUGUAUAGAAUCUUCAUUAAAUUUGUAACGAGCUUUAGGAAUUUUAGUUAUCUGAUUAUCAAUAUCUGUGAAGCAACGUUCUUAAUAUUACUCUCAAGAAUAUCAUAUAUAUUAACGGUGAACCUAUGGAAAACAGGCGUAUCAAUAUAAUAGUUAGUUAAUUUAAUCCAAUAACCAAUUAUGGGUUAAUAUCUACUCGGCUAUGGGCUAUAUCUUUCGCAUGUUCAUUAAUGAAUGAUUCUAUCUAGUGGAGGAGAUUGUGUGAAUUUUAAUUUCAGUGGUUGAAAUACAAGUCUCGUAACUAGUAUUCUUACGGUCUUAAAAUAACUUAAUGCGUUCAAAAUGGUUUCGUUUAUUAACCUCUAUAAAUUGACAUAUUUUUUGUCGUAUUCAGUGCUCACUGUUGAUUAGUAUCAGUGCUGAAAAUGAGUUACUUAAGCGUUAUUAUAUUUCUUCUUAUGUCGCUGAAUCUCUUACUGGUCUUUUAUAGGUAGUGUUUUAAGCAUUAUAAUAUUAUUCUUAUCUAUUUUUGCAGUAUAUAAUGAGUAUAAGGGUGAGUCAGUGUUUACUAGCAGUUUGGUUUUUAUUUUCUCUCUUUUUAGGAGGACAAAUGAUCGGGACAGUGUAUUCGUAACUUAAGAAGGUCUUCUUACCAUCGCUGAUACUUUCACACAAUUUCAUCCUACUAAUUCUACCAUUGUUGUAACAAACAACUUUGGGCUGUUCUAUACUCUCUAGUAAACAAGAAAUAAUAAUCACAGGCUUUCAUCAAUUUCCUGUUGGUGAAAGCCUGUCAUAUAGAAGCAAUGUUGAUAUGGUGGAGAAGAUUUGUAGCUCAGAAGGAUGAUUUUGUUGGAAUUGCGUUGUCUGACCUCAGAAGACGCAAUUGCAAUAAAAGAAGUAAUGUUGGAUAAAGAACUAAGCAGUUUAAAAUGGUAGUACAAUAAGCAUAUUACCAAUUAAAAAGUAAUUUCUUGAUCUCCACUAUUAAUAACAAAUUCUUAACAUUAUAUUCUUCUGAUAAACUGUCGACAAAUUCCAAAUAGGUCAUAAAUCAAUUUUGUUGUUACUUUUAGCAGAUAAACGAUAAUGAACUUAUGUUUAAUUAUGUAUGGAUGAGACGAAUCAUGAAACAAUUUACAUAAUAGAUAGUAAAUCACAUAAUUUUAAUAACUAAUUUAUGCGAUCAGUAUAUUCAACUUAAUCUAUAAACACAAUUUAAAUCAUCAUUUGUCUCGGAAAAUUUAUCCAAUAGAGACAAACGUAGAAAGUUUCUUUUCAGAAAAAUUCAUAAUAAUUUAUUGAUUACUUUGUAGAUACAUAGUUAGAGAGCUAAGGAGUUCAUUGAAGUACUGAUGUAAAUCAUGGAGUCUACAUCUAAAUUUCAUACUACGAAAGUAAAUAUUAGUGAAUUUUAUUAUGUCACUGGUCAUUCUAUCAUUGUUUAUUUGAAUACUCCAAUUUUCUAAUCAUUUACUUCUGCCAUCCCAUUCUUUAUAAUUUCCUUAUUAUUAUGUUUUUUCUCACUUGUUUCAAAAAGAAAAGAUAGUCUAAUCACCUUGGUAUGAGUAAAACAAUCCAAUAAAUACAUCAUUUGUAUACAUUUUCAAAGAUUUUUUCACCAAUUAUUUUUUUCUAAGCAUAAGUGUUAAUUAUGUGCUAUAUGUAUUUUUUCUUAAUUUUUCCCAAAAUUAUCACUUCCUAGAUGGACAUUCAAAGUUAAAGUCAGCAUAUAUUCAUCAUGUCAACCAUCAUCACCAUGGUAAAUGUCACCAUAAACUUGGUUUGACGAAUGUUUAUGCAGGUUUAAAAUCUAAUAAGGUUGGUGAUACUUCUACAGUUUCCUUGAAUCUACCUCAAUCUCAUAAUAACAAUUAUAAGUUGUGUCUAAAGUCAAAGAAUAUCAUCAGUAAUAAUGAUAAUAAUAAUAAUAAUACUAACAAUCUGUCAGAUACUGUAUCAAUAUCUCAAGAUAUUAAAAGUUGUAAUUUAUUAGAACGUUUUUACAAUUUGUACACUAAUUUCCAUUCAAAACUAACAGAAGAUAAUUUCUAUUACAUGGAUGAAAAAUCGUUAGAACGACGAGUUCGUGCACAAGCAUCAAAUAUAAUUUCACCUGUAUCAUUUUAACAAUACAUUAUGUCUAUGUAGAUCAAUGAUGUUAUCUGAAAAGAAUUCGAUUAAUUCUUAAGUAAUAGUAUUUGUUAUGCAUCGUAAAUUAUGAUUGAAACACUUUUCUUUCAUAAUAAUGUAACAUGUUUUGCACUUUUUUCUUUCAAAUCUUAACAAAUUGACACUUGAAAAGAGAGUUCAUUUAAAAUAUAUGUGUGUAUCACCUAAAAACUAAUAAUGUUUAUCUUAUUUUGACACUGUAUCUUUGAUUUUACAGUUGGCCAUCAACAAUAUAUAUACUAUUUUUUUGUUACUUAACAGCUGAUAUCCCAAUUCAAGUGUUUAUCCGUGUUUCUCUCUCUCUCUCUCUCUCGAUGUUUUUUUUUCACUUUUUAUGUAAGCUCAUUUAUAUUUUGCCUGUUUUUCUUGGCUGUGGCUUUACUAUUUGCUAUCCACUAUAUUGAUGUAUAUAAAUUCGUAUAUAAGACUACGAGAGAGAAUUUGUGUGAUCGAGUGUUGUUAAGUGUUGAUGUUCUAUUUUUCUUUCCUUUACGCACAUUUAUAUUUGUUUAAAUUGUACUUUUGUAAAUAUAUAGCACUGAUAUGUCUUGUUUUCUAAUUUAAAAAGAUAGCUUUUGUAUUUGACGGAGUAAAUCUUCACCUUUAUGCUGUGGUGAAUCUCA
Molecule: messenger RNA, 4023 nt
Organism: Schistosoma haematobium
Lineage: Eukaryota; Metazoa; Platyhelminthes; Trematoda; Strigeidida; Schistosomatidae
Exons: 2
Coding region: 708-1136 (142 amino acids)
Biological process (GO): positive regulation of inflammatory response
Cellular component (GO): cytoplasm
Molecular function (GO): protein binding
Source: RefSeq, a predicted model, not a curated record